This is a messenger RNA of Ixodes scapularis (black-legged tick), 6482 nucleotides long. It is a transcript of the gene rtet, whose product is annotated as major facilitator superfamily domain-containing protein 10. Gene Ontology annotation, molecular function: transmembrane transporter activity. The transcript has 12 exons. Gene Ontology annotation, cellular component: brush border membrane. NCBI's taxonomy places the organism in Eukaryota, Metazoa, Arthropoda, Arachnida, Ixodida, Ixodidae. Gene Ontology annotation, biological process: transmembrane transport. Bases 344 to 1693 code for a protein of 449 amino acids. The record is from RefSeq and is a predicted model, not a curated record.
CUGACACACACCGCACACGCACACGCCUCAUAAGACAGGAUGAUGGAAAGGGAACGUUGACUGUACUCUUGGUAUCUCUGUGUGACUUCGGCUCCUUGGGUCCUCGGUUCGAAUGCGUGUGCGUUAUAUCAAGGGUGAUAAGGAGUGCUCCCAGCCCUCCGGGCAGUGCGAUCCUCAGCCUCUUUAAACAAAGUGAUAUCGGUUCUUCGCUCUGUAGCGUUCCUCUCUAUCGCAUGAACUUUCUCUCUGUGGAAGUGUUGGAACGUCGCUCGUAUGAUUAUAGAGGACGUUCGUCAUUUCGUCCGUUUCUUCGUGAUCCUGUGAUGUGGCAUUCUGAGCAGGCAUGACGACUUCAGUGUCUCCGGCGGAGCGAGUUCCUCGCACAGUAUUUGUGAUAUUUAUUUAUCUGGUGAUUGACCUGCUGGGCUUCACCGUGAUCCUACCGUUACUGCCUUCGAUCCUCGACUAUUACAGCCGCCACGACAAGAAUGGGUUGUAUCCCUGGCUUGAAGGCCAGAUUCAAUCCUUGCAGGACUUCAUUGGAGUGCCUAGCAACCAGAACAAAGUCCUGUUUGGAGGCUGUAUUGGCUCGCUCUACUCAUUCCUGCAGUUCCUUACAGCACCCAUGAUUGGGUCAUUAUCGGACGUCUAUGGGCGAAAAUUGAUGCUCGUGAUCACAACGUGUGGCAUUGCAUGUUCCUACGCUGUAUGGGCCAUCUCCAACAACUUCACCUUGUUUGUGAUCUCACGGAUAAUUGGAGGAGUUAGCAAGGGCAACAUUAGCUUGAGCACAGCCGUGGUAACGGACGUGUGCAGCUCUAAGAUUCGUGGCAAGGGAAUGGCACUCAUCGGCGUUGCCUUUUCUGUGGGAUUUAUUGUUGGCCCUUUGAUUGGAGCACAGUUUGCGAUGGCCAACAAGGAGUCAACGGAGUUUUACGUCAUGCCUGCCUUGUUUGCCCUUUCGCUUGCACUUCUGGACAUCCUUUUUCUCUUUACCGUCUUUAAGGAGUCCCUUCCACCAGAGAAGCGCGCACAUUCCAUUGCCUCAAGUCUCUCUGGAGCAUUCUCCUAUGUCAAUCCAUGGUCCCUCUUCACAUUCCAGCCUGUUCAGAAGUUACCAUUGAAAGAUCACCAAGUACUUCGGCAGUGUGGACUGGUGUACUUCCUUUACCUACUUUUCUACUCUGGUCUGGAGUACUCAUUGUCUUUCCUGACCCAUGAUCGAUUCCAGUACACAAGGAUGCAACAAGGCAAGAUGUACUUUGUAGUUGGGCUUGUCAUGGCAUCUGUGCAAGGAGGUUAUGUUCACAGAGUGCAGCCAGGAAAGGAGGCAAGGGUGUGCCUCCUGGGAAUCUUGAUGAUUAUACCAUCUUUCAUCCUCGUUGGCAUCGCCUGGAGCCCUUAUGUGCUAUACUGCGGACUGCUGCUCUAUGCCUUCUCUUCAGGGACAGUAGUGCCCCUGUUGACAACCCUGGUCUCGAGGUACGGGGCUCCCACUCAGAAGGGCACCAUCCUGGGGAUAUUCCGGUCUCUGGGCGCCUUGGCACGAGCGGUCGGGCCCAUGUUGUCGGCCACCAUGUACUGGUGGGCUGGCCCUGUAGCAUGCUACUGUCUCGGUAGCUGCUUCUUCCUGAUCCCUCUGCUCAUACUCAGGAACAUGCACAGAACUGCUGGCGAUGUCCCUCUGAAGUAGUAGGCCCUCAGUUUGCUCAAACUGUGGACCAUGAGAUUACCUGUUCCCCAGGGGAAGUUGUUCCCUAGGGGAAGUUGUUCCCUAGGGGAAGUUGUUGCCUGGACAAAAUUUUUCCCAAUGAAAACUCGUUCCUUUGGGAAACUUGGUUAGCAUGGCCUUUUAGGACCAUCUCAAAAGAGUGUCGCCAUGUUGAGGGAAUGGCAGCAAAGAAGCUGCAACUGUACACUCCUGGUGGAAAUGGCUCAGUAGUUGCAUAGCUAGAGAGCAGAAAAAAAGUUUUGCUCAUCUCUGGAAUUGGUUGAGAGUUCUAUCUUCCUUUCCAUCACUGUUCAGGUGGUGUGACAAAGGCACAUGGGAUCUUUGAGAUGGCAGAGAUUUUGGAAGUGCUUGAAUCUUGAAUUUGUUGAACCAAUGUUCUUUUUUAUCAUUCUUGUUAUAUUUUCUUUGAAUGUCAUAAGGCUUUCUGUUGAUGUCUUCUCAACUUGUAUGUUUCAUGCUGUGUUGUGAGUAAGAAAUCGCCUCAAGUGCCUCUUGUGCAAUAUUGUGGUGUAUGCUUUUUGCUUACUGAUAUUUUAAUAUUUUCAUAUACAUAAGUAGGAUCGAUCAAAUUUGAUUAUUAACCUCUAAAGGAAUUUUAUUUAUGUUCUGACAUUUCUGCAAGGCUGCUGAACAUGCUUGCUGUAGUAAAAAAUCUCGCUUCGGACUAGUUAACAUACUGCUAGAUAUAUUUUAUUUUAUGCUUUUGUUUUCUGUACUGCUGACUCGCUUCCCAGUUCUUAUUAUUUCUCUGUUAUGCUGAUAUUCCACUUGUUGCCAUUUCAGCCAUUUUACUUUUGGCCGGAACAUUAUGCAAGUAAAACCUCUGCUGUUUCCAUUUGCAAUAGAGACAGCCCCUGCACUGAAAAAUAGGGUGUCGCUUUCAACGGCCUUUUCAUCCAUGCUGACAACCUAUUCAUCAGUAUUGUUCUUCGGUAAAUUUGUUAUGCUACAUAAAGGCCGCAUGAAUUUGUUAUGGGGAUCUAGACCUUAUUCAGUGCUGAUGUGCCAACCUGGUUUAUGCAGAGCAUGAUAAUUGGACAUGAAAGGGGUGUCAAAGGUCCAUAUUUCGAGGCAGGCAAGUGGCAUUUUUAAAGCAAAUCUUAAAAAAAAAAAGACUAAAAAAUGGAGUCUGUAGCAGUAUCUACAUCAGUUUAAGCAAGAUUCCUUCCCUAUUGCAGCCCAGAGAAAUCGCUCUGUGUUGGAAGUCUUAUGAUUAUGAUGAUGUUUGUCACUCUACAGUUGGUGACAAAUUAAGAGUUCAGGGGAAACUCUUCCUACCUCUUCCCACUUCAGCAGAGCAGAUGCUAGAGAGGAGGUCACCUCCUCCAGCAUCUACUCUGCUAAAGUGGAAAGGGAGGGGAGAAGUUUUCCCUGAACUCUUAACCUGUUGCCAACUGUAGAUUAGUAUAUACAAAUCAUUUUAUCCACAACUUUUGUUUCCAACAAAUAAAACCAGUGAGCAGGUGUAUAAACUAUGCAAAGAAAAAAAGAGGAAUUGAAAACAAGCUUCAAAAGCAAACAUGUGAACAGAGAUAGGUGCCUUAUGGUAGUAAUAGUAGUAAGAGCUCAACUCUCAUAUACAUAGUACAUGCAGUUACAUGUAUGGCAUCUGGGAAAUCUGGCAUUUUUUUUCAGCACAGAAACUGCAGCCAAGGGGGACAUUAAAAUUGCCAUAUAGAUACAGUUGAAGCUCUUAUUCAAUAAGGUUAGCAACAAAAAAGCUUUACACACAUUCAAAGAACAUUCCUAACACCAUUCCUUCAAUUCCUGCUUUAUUUCCUUCAGAGGCUGUAAGUCACAAAAGUGAAAAAGUGUCUGAGAUGCCCCUCAAAAUUAUGUUCUUUAGUGGCAAAAGUUUGUGAAAAUACCGUAUUUAAGAAAAGGAAUAUUUAGGCACAAAAUGUGUCCAUACUUCAGACUCAACUGCAUUGUGUAUGGCUGCCAAAUAUUGGUGCCUGUUAUAAGGCACCAAUAUUUGGAAAGUAUAGGAAAUAAUGAGCUGGUUGAGUUUUUACGUGCUAGGGUAUUGAUGUUUCAGAGAUACUCUGUGAACCAUGUGCAACAUCAUAUGCAACACCAAAAGUAACACUCCUUUUGUAGAGAUUUUAGUGACUCAGUUCUCUGAAUUGUAAUGCAGAACCUGCAAUAUUAGCAUCAUAUGUAAGUGUAGUUCACCUAUAACUACAAAUAUGUAAUGCAUCUUACUCGAAAGGAACUGUGCUAUAUAGUAUAUGACGCAGGACUUCGAAGGACCCCUAAAUGAUAUCUAGGGAUGUAUUGCUUUUCUAAAUUUAUCAGAUUUUUCUACGUUUAAAAAAAACUAAAAUUUUUACUUGAUUGUUUGGAGUGUGGUCCCAUCUGUUUACUAUAACUUUUGUUUUCAGCAGUAGCAUAGAAAGUAUUGAAGGAUAAACUUAGACUGUGUGUCCUUUUUAUUACAGGAUUCAUAUCCCCCCAUUCCACAGAAAAGAGAUGCGCUAUUAAAAGCUACUCUAGAAAUGUAAGUUUAUAGUAAACUACCUCAAAUUGCACCAUGCUCAAAUAUUCCCACCACCAUAUCUCCUCAAGGCUGUUUCUAAGCACCGCAUAUUUUGUGCAUGACAUAAAGCAAGGGCUCAAGCAAUUGUUUAGUGACAUGACCUUUGGCCUGCCAAAAUGUGUCUGCUCUUUUGCACAGUCACCGUGGUGCAGUGGCAUAGCCAGGGGGGCUUUUAAAGCUAAAGAACCCCCCCCCCCCCCACACACACCUUUUUUUUUUGCUGCUCCUCGAGUCAUGGAGAUUCCAUAUAAAAAUCUUUCAUUCGUAUCAUAACCCUUACGCUUCAAAACUAUGUUCUUUUUUUUUUAUUCGGUUGAGUACUUACAUUCCGCAGACGUAAUGCUGCCAAGUGCUUGAUUGAAGCCCACAGAAUUAUAGGGCACUAAAAUACAGCUCUGAAAACGCCGUCUCCUUUAUACCCGUUUUCACCUCAAGAACCAUAGUAAAAAAAGUUCGGCUCCUCGUGGAGCAUUACUAAUUUCCCUCGUUACGCUGAGAAUUGAGACAUAUGUAGGUGUAUUUUAGAUUAAAUAUGUGUUCUCUUAUGAAGACGUACACGUUUCAAACGCCAAAAGCAUCGCUUCUUCCUCCGACGACCAAAUUUUGUGAGAACUACUUCGCGCGGCGUAGGAACAUGGAGCAAAACUUCCUUUUUUCUUGAGGUGAAAACGGGUAUAGUCACUGGCAGGACACAAUUCGAAUACCCAGCCAGUAGUGUUGUGCGAAUAUUCGAAGUUUCGAAUAAUACGCUAUUCGACAUUCGCUUCGAGGUGAUCUGCUGUAUUCGUACUUUUCGAAGUGUUGAUCGCGGCGAACUAGCCCCGUUGAGUGCGCUUCAUACCGGGCACCUGUGCACUGGGAGGAAGCAAUACCCGCAGAGCUCGUGGGCUCCGCGUGUAUUGCUUCUUCGCCGUGCACAGGUGCUCGGUGAGAAGCGAACUCAACGGGGCUAUCCCGCGUGAUUAUGCAAGAGUAUAUAUAAGUCAAGCAGCGAUGUCUUGACAACCCGCACUCAUCACUCGCGCUGGAGGCAGGACCAUUGAAGAGCCUCCCUGUCGCAUAUGUCCUGUCCGUGACUUAGUAAAACGCUGGCUGCCAUCGAAGAGUCUUCCAGGAGAUUCUGUUUCGAGUCCUUACCAGCUUCUGUUCCUUCGUGUUGCUUGCGUACUUGGGUUGACUAUUAUACCGGGUGUUUUAGCGACGAUUAAAAAAAUCCCUGAAAUAAGGCGGUUGGGAAAAAAGGUAACUUUACGGGAACAAAUUGCCAGCCACGGCGGACGUCAAAGAUUUCAGAAAAAAACAUACUAAUUAGCUGAAUAGUUUACGAACAUUUACGCAUACCUUUAAUUUGUGAAAAUAAACGUAUAGUUCGAUUUUUAAAUAUUAAUUAGCUGAAAAGUAGACGAACAUUUACUCAUUAACUUUAAUUAGUGAAAAUCAACAUGGUUCCCAUUUGAAACUUCUUGAGCACCAUCGGAAACCAAUAAAUCAAAACAUUUUAGAAAGCUAUGUCACGUGCAACAUCUUACGGCGUACCGAAGAAACGCUCAAUUUGGGCGUGUUUCUAGUUUUCAGUCUUCUGGCGGAGUGGAUCUUUCCACGAGCAGUUCUCCCCCCCCCCUUCCCCCCACCCUCCCGCUCCUUUCCUUGUGACCGAGGCGCGCAACGCACGUGCACCACACUUCCGUUCUACGAGCAUGGCCUCCGAGAUCCCGAAACGCGCGCGCGCUUCGGGAUCUCGGAGGUUAUGCUACGAGGGAGGCGAGUCGGCAGCUGCGCGCCUCGACCACAUGGAGACAGGGCCGCUGACGCAAAAUAUGCGCUCCUAUAGGAAACCGAAACCUAGAAACGCGUCCGAAUUGAGCAUUUUUUUCGGAGCACCGUAAAAUGCUGUACGUGCCUUACAUCCUUGUAAAAUGUAUUGGUUUAUGGGACGUGCCUUAUGCUCAGCAAGCUUCUAAUGGAAGCACAUGUUUAUUUUCACUUAUUAAAAAGUUAAUUAAAAAUGUAUAAUACAGCAAAUUAUACUUUUUUUUUGCAAUCUUUGACGUUUGUUGUUGCUGGCAGUUUGGUCCCGUAAAGCAGUGGUUCUCAACCAUCGAUGUUUCGCGGACCCCUUGUGGAUCGGAGGAGAUGAUGGAGACCCCGUUCGUGGUGAGGGGAGAGGAAAGGUGUAGGUUAAAUAUAAUAAUGAUUUAAUAAAUGGAUAUA